Oldenlandia corymbosa var. corymbosa is the source of this 1371-nucleotide messenger RNA. The record is from the annotation of a GenBank genome assembly. NCBI's taxonomy places the organism in Eukaryota, Viridiplantae, Streptophyta, Magnoliopsida, Gentianales, Rubiaceae.
AUGGAGAUCGACCCACGAAGCCUGGUGAAGGUUUUCCGGACAUUAGAAGCUCUGCAUUUAAGCGGACCAUUUCUCCUUCAAGACCCAACUGCGGUUUCUCUUCCAAAACUUGAGGUUCUGAGACUCAAUUUCGUUCAAUACGGGUCGGAUGAAUCUGUUCGUAAGCUCGUUUCGGGUUCUCCAUCACUCCACACUCUCUGGAUUCACAGGUAUCACUAUGAUGGGAUGGCAGUUUGUACAAUUUCUUCCCCUGUUUUAAAGUAUCUUGAUUAUUCUCAUGGGAUGUGCUAUGGCAACAACUUUCAUGAUGUUUCUCAUUUCAAGUUGGUCAUUGAUGCACCUGCAUUGGGAUAUCUCACCUUAGUUAAUUUUUCUUGCGAUGAAAUAAGUUUAAUGCAAAAGCUAACUUCUUUGAGGGAAGUGCGUCUUCAAACCAGUCCUUUCAUGCCAUGCUUAGAAGGCGAAGUGGCGGUUGGGCUAGUUAAAGCUUUUGGUAGUCGUGCAGAGUUUAUGAAAUUAUCAUAUGAAACCAUGGAGGCUCUGUUUAGUUGCACCACCACCACCAAAUUGUCAGCAACUUUUGAAAGACUAACCGUAUUGGAUGUUCAAGUUGACUGCUUCGGUUUGGGGGAUCUCAUGGAGUUGAUUGAUUGUUGUCCCGUAUUAGAGGUACUCCAGGUUCAAAUGCUGGAAUGUGUGGACCCAAACAUAUGGAGGAAUCCUUCUAGUGUUCCCAAAUGUCUGUUAUCUAGUCUCAAACAGGUUGUUUAUCUUGGAUUUGAAUACCAUAUGGAUGAGACGUCCAUGCUAGGGUUUACUGUGAAACAUGCUUUGGUGCUGGAAACUGUUGAUAUAAUCUGCAAAACCUUUCUCCAUCUCAGCGGAACGAUUACUUCGUUCAGGAAGAUGUUAAUGUCACGCAGAGUGUCUCCUACUUGUAGAAUUGAUAUUUCCUGAGAUUGGAAUCCAUGGAUACAUAUUUAGGAAGAUGCGAGGUAAUUUUCUGAAAUAUCCUACCUACCAUGAAGGAAUUUUGCAUUUUGUCGGAUGUAUCUUUUGGGUUAUAAAACUAUGAUCCUUGUUUCCGGUGAUCUUGAGAAAAGUUUUGCGUGCUGGAGGAGAUAUGAAACGUCGCUACAGCGUCUCCAACUUGUUUGAGGUCGCACUUAAUUAUUUGAGAUUGCUUCAGAGAAAUCUGACAGAGAGCAUGAUAGAGUUUCUGGAAUAUGUUGUUUUUUCUUGUUGCUUCCGUGGAAAUUUUAGAAUAUGUUGUUGUUUGUUCUAUCGUCAAAAUCCAUUUGAAACUGCACAUGUAAACCUAUUCCCAUCAGAUAUUUGGAUUGUAUGUAACUUGUGUUCCGUUAGCUGCUA